Messenger RNA from Trifolium pratense (red clover), 1516 nucleotides. RefSeq names its product FAD synthetase 1, chloroplastic-like. Gene Ontology annotation, biological process: C-terminal protein methylation; riboflavin biosynthetic process. The record is from RefSeq and is a predicted model, not a curated record. The transcript is spliced from 5 exons. Gene Ontology annotation, cellular component: endoplasmic reticulum. Lineage: Eukaryota; Viridiplantae; Streptophyta; Magnoliopsida; Fabales; Fabaceae. Bases 226 to 1335 code for a protein of 369 amino acids. Gene Ontology annotation, molecular function: FMN adenylyltransferase activity; protein C-terminal S-isoprenylcysteine carboxyl O-methyltransferase activity.
UAGCUAAAUUUUAAAGUAAUACUCUCCUACACUACACCUAGGCCAAGGUAAAAAAGAUAUUAACCACCGUGAGUAAACUACCUAGUACCUUGUAACAGAAUCGGGUCGGGUUGUGACAUGACCCGAGUCAUCAAUCGGAUCUAUUUAUCAUCCCUUUAAACGAGCAGCAGAGCAACGAGAAAGUACAGAAGAGAAGAGACAGUUGAUUGAUGAUGCAAAGCAGCAAUGUUUGGUGUGAAUCGUAUCUCGCAUCAUUUUCGUGACUGUGAAUUCCAUUUUCACAACUUCGGUGUUGGUUUCAGAUUCCAUCACACUUUCCAUCUUCCUCUCAAACCUUCUUCUUUCGGUGCUAUCAUCGCUACUACUACUACUACUCACAACCGUAGCAAAUGCUAUUCUUCUGGUACCCCAUCUAAGUCUUCUGGGGAAAUUCCCCUCUUUUUUGAUUCUUUCAGCCAACAAGAAGAUGAACGUGAAAUUCUCUCCGACGGUGUAUCUGCAGUGGCAGGUGGAGUUGUAGCGUUGGGAAAGUUUGAUGCUCUGCACAUAGGUCAUCGAGAACUUGCAAUUCAAGCAUCACGGGCUGGACCUCCGUUUCUUUUAUCAUUUGUUGGCAUGGCAAAGGUUUUUGGUUGGGAACAUAGAGCUCCCAUAGUGGCUAAAUGUGACCGAAAACGCAUUCUUUCAUCUUGGGUUCCUUAUUGUGGUAACAUGGUCCCAGAAGAGUUUCAGAUUGAGUUUUCGAGCGUGCGGCAUCUCAGUCCGCAACAAUUUGUCGAGAAGUUAUCAAAAGAGCUUAAAGUGCAUGGCGUUGUUGCAGGUGAAAACUACCGAUUCGGAUAUAAAGCAGCUGGUGAUGCAUUGGAGUUAGUAAAGUUGUGUGAGGAGUAUGGAAUGGAAGCUUACAUAAUAAAAUCUGUUAUGGACAAGAACCAAUUCUCUACAAAUAUAAAUUCCAACACUGGCUCCAAAGAGAGGGGACAGGUCUCGUCUACUCGUGUUCGUGAAGCCCUUGCUGUAGGGGACAUGAAGUAUGUCUCCGAGCUUUUGGGUAGACAACAUCGUCUCAUAUUAAUGGCCACUGACCGAGAAAGGUUUAGCUUUAGCCAGUAUAAGGUGUCUGCUCCUAAAUCAUGCUUGUUGAAUCUAGCACCAAAGGAAGGUUUAUAUGAGAAGUGUUCACUUUUACUUGGUGAAGAAAAUGUUAUGCUAUGUAGGGUAAUUAUUGACAGCAAGUUUGUCCAUAUAGAAACAGAUUACGGAGGUUCGAGUGAUAUUUUUGGUACUCACAAUUUGCAGUACUUGCAUAUUGAAUUUGGUGAUUCUAGCACUUGAUUCAGUUUUGAUAAUGUUUCUAUUUAAAUUCUUAAUCUACUUAAUUACACACUAUAUUCUUAUCUCUCCCCAAAGUGCUUCAGAUGAAAAUUCUAUGUCUUAAAGCUGAUAUAAGUGAGUAUAGAUUAUACCCUUUUUUCCCUUUAAUGUAUUCAUGUCUAUAAGUUAGUCAAUUAUGAAA